Messenger RNA from Harmonia axyridis, 701 nucleotides. RefSeq lists its product as uncharacterized. Lineage: Eukaryota; Metazoa; Arthropoda; Insecta; Coleoptera; Coccinellidae. The transcript is spliced from 4 exons. The coding region runs from base 92 to 601 and encodes 169 amino acids. The record is from RefSeq and is a predicted model, not a curated record.
GAAUAUAAAUGAUGGACAAUACAUCGAUACCUCUAGUAUUAUUCUAUCGACAUCAUACUAAAAAUAAUUCUAUUCAAAUAACUAUCACAACAUGAAACUGAUUGUGUUUACAAGUAUAUUAGUGAUGGUACAAUGUUUACCACAAAUUUCCAAUCCAAGAUGGCAUAAAAAUUUACAACUCGAAGAUAACGAUUCUGAGAAUAAAGUGCAAAAUGUUAAUUUGCCUGCUACUCGUAAUUCACCCUUAAAAGUUCCAACAGAAUCAGAACUUGAACAAAAUAAAAACGCUCAUUAUUCUUUUAACACCAAAAUCGACGACAAAAUCAACGAUCAGACCCAGCAAAGGAGUGAAGUAAGAAAGGGCUUAAAAGUUGAGGGUUCCUAUAGCUAUAGUGAUGGUUAUUUCAAGAGGACCUAUGAAUAUGUAGCAGAUGAUAAAGGAUACAGAAUAGUAAGGUCUGAAGUGGUACCAUUGCAAGGUCCGAAUGUCGACCUUCAGGGAACAGCCUCUGUAGACGCUGCAGCCCACGGAACCCAAUUGUCUUACAAAGUGAAAAGUGUACCAGCUGUUGGUCCCAAGAUAGUAGAGAAAUUUGAAUGAAGUCAUAAGCAGUUAUUCUAGGAUAAGAUAUCUUGAAGAUCAUUUAUGAAUCGUUCACAAUAUCAUUCAUUUACUUGUUGAAAUAAAUUUCAAUCCUUAA